Messenger RNA from Seminavis robusta, 798 nucleotides. NCBI's taxonomy places the organism in Eukaryota, Bacillariophyta, Bacillariophyceae, Naviculales, Naviculaceae. The record is from the annotation of a GenBank genome assembly.
AUGUCUCGUGGUGUAACAUUUGCGCAUUCGACCACUUCGGCGGCCCGGGACGCCGCCAAUGCAGAUUUGAAUGGAACUGGAAGUAUCCACAUGACACAGCAGCAGCUGGACGAACUGGCCCAAGCUUUGCAAUUCAGCGUGGGCCUUUCCGAUCGCAAAUGCAAAAGGACCCGCAAGAAGUACCGCAAUGUGUUUUGUGGCGACGAAGCCGUGGAGAUUCUCCAGCAAUUGGGUCGCUUCCAGAGUCGCGACGAAGCCUUGCAAGCUGGCAGACUCCUGCAAACCAACAUGAACUUGUUCGAAUGUGUCAAUACCAAACAUCAUGAUCCUGCUCACCAUGAACUCCAAGACGACAAACGCUUCUUUUAUCAAUUCGUCACCAACGCCACGGCCGGAACACGCGGCAAGACGGACGAAUUGCUCAAACAAAAUUUGGAUGACAAAAUGCGCGUCUUUCAACGCGGUGUUCGGGUCAAGGAUCGGUCGUACCGAUUGACAACCUACAAACAAUGCUUUAUUGGAAAGGAAGCCGUCGAUCUCAUGAUGAAACACAAAAUGGCACACACGAGAGCGGAAUGCGUCGAAAUUGGACGACUACUCCAACAAAAGUACAAUCUGUUUGUUCCCGUGACUGGCGUACACGAAUUUGAAGACGAUGCCUACAAAUUCUAUCGAUUACUGCUCCCACAAAAGGAUAAAGUCAAGACACCCUCCUUUCUCGAUGAAAUCAAACCCGCCAUUCCACUGAUUCUGCUCAGUCUUGUUCCGGCCAUUGUCGUCUACUACGUUUUUUAUUGA